This is a messenger RNA of Ostertagia ostertagi, 1050 nucleotides long. Lineage: Eukaryota; Metazoa; Nematoda; Chromadorea; Rhabditida; Trichostrongylidae. The record is from the annotation of a GenBank genome assembly.
AUGACCGCGAAGCUGGCAUUGGUUGAGAAUGAACUUAAGACUUGGAAAGAAGCCGCGAUUUCUCGUGAAAAGGACCUUGUCGAAGCUCGGCUUCGAUGUAAUUUGUUAUCGGCUCAGUUGACGAGUGGACCUUCCGUAGUUGGAGAUGUUAAGUCAAGUGACGAAGCGAUUCGGGCCAUUACCGCGCAGCUUUCGAGAAGGAUCGAGUCAAUUAAGACGUUCGAAGAUCUUUCAAGAGCUCAGCUUGAGGCCAACCUAGUUAACGCUUACAAUGAGCUAGAGGAGAUGCGCUUACGACUUGAGAAUGCUGAAGCUUCAAGGAAAGCAGCUGUCGAGAAAUAUAACGGUUUUCUACAAGGAUGCAGCGAAACAUCUAUUUCUGAAUUAUCAUUACGUCGGCUCAAUCUAACUACGGCUCGAAAUUGUGAAGUCAAGAGCAAAACUCCUGCCCAACGAAAGAAGGAACGUCGUAGGACUAUAUUCACACCUUCUGCCAGUCAGUUCAGCCAAAAUCGUGGAGCUUUGGAACAAGAUGUAGUGGAAGAUGGGGAACUAGCUGAAGAGUACGAGUCACUGCGAUUAGAAAUGGAAAAUAAUAGAUUGUCUCAGAUUAUUUGUGAAAAGGAGACUGCGAUCAAGAGUAUCUGUGAAUUACAAAAGCAACAAGCUGAACAGUGGGCGAAGGAAAAACAGGAGUUUCCUAAGAACCGAUGUCGUUUACAACAACAAAUUGAUGGGUUGCACUCGGAAAAACUUGAUCUUGAAGAUCAACUCCAGGCCCUACAAAAUGAGCAAGAACUGAUGUCAAACAGGAUGAAGAAUGAGCUGGUAAUCGUCAAGUCAGAUGCCGAAGUGGAGUUGGCGAGAGAGGAUAUCAAAAAGUUACAGUGUAAUGCCUCAGAAAAGCGCAUUGUGGAAAAGAAACGUGAUUUGCGAAAGGGAAAAUGUAAUGGUCUCAAUUUGAGACCUCAUACUAGUCGGCACUUCGCUACAUAUCGCAACACGAUUGAAGACUCUUUCGAUCACAAGCUGAGCGAACUUCGCGCGUAA